AUGACAAGCCACGAAGACGACCUUGAUCUCCUUCUCUCCCUUCAGGAUAGAGUUCUCGAGACUCCUCCCGCUUCUCCCACACCGGAUUACCUUUCCGAUGACGAAUUGUUCAACCAAAGGGACAAGCCUGACAUGUCCGUAUUCAAAACAGCCGUUCAGGAUUGCCUUCCCUACGAUCCCCCCAAAGCGCCCAAACCAACCAACAAACACCUAACUAAUGAUUCCCAGCUUGAAAAGUUUUCAGGCCUUCGCAUUAGGAACCAAUUGUUAACUCCUGCUGAGCUCAAGGAACACUUUUCAGACAUUCGUUUUGUUCGGUUAUCUGUUAUAAAGAAUUCGUUAAUUGGGGAUACUUUUUCUGGGAGUUGGGCCACUGUUGGUGUGUUGACUGAGAAGGGGAGUCAGAAGGUGAGUUCAACAGGGAAAAGCUAUUCUAUAUGGAAAAUUGGGUGCCUGGAUGAAUGUACGGUUUCUCUUUUCUUGUUUGGAGAUGCUUAUCAGAGGAACAUGCAAGAGCAAGCGGGAACGGUCUUUGCACUGUUUAACUGUACUGUUCGCAAGGACAAUGCGGGUAAUGGUUUUUCCUUGAGCAUAUACUCCACUAGACAAAUUAUGAAGAUGGGCACCUCUGUUGAUUAUGGAGUUUGCAAAGGGAAACGAUCAGAUGGGAUGGCUUGUACGCUGGUCAUAAAUAAACGUCAUGGGACAUAUUGUAAAUAUCAUAAAUCGAAAGCAUCAGAGAAGUAUUCCACGAUGCGAAGUGAACUCAAAGGAGGAAACUUAAGAACAGCGUUUAGGCCUAAGGAUUACCUCAAAUCCGAAGGAAUUUACUUAGUUGACCCUCUUGCUGACAAAUCAAACUUAAAAAAGUCUCAGCCAGUGAAACUAUUGUCCGUGGAUGGUCUCAGAAAGGCAUUGAGCAAUGCUGGAAAAGUGACAACAUCAACUCAUUCUCAAGGGAUUAGGUUUCUUUCUCAGCUUGCAGCCAAGUCAGAUCCAAAACUGAAGAAUAAAGGACCAAAGAUUCCAAAUGAACAAAACAAAAGCACGGAGAAGAGGAAAUCAUCUUUUCCCAGUGUGGGAUCAUCUUCAGUCAUGAGAAACCGACAGUUGGAUGGAAAAAGAAUAAAACCAGACGCGCAGGUUUUGGCUGCUAAAACCCCAAAGAGUACAGAAAAGAUGAUUGAAUUAGAUUUUGUUAGCUCGGAUGAAGACUUAUGA
Sphenostylis stenocarpa is the source of this 1221-nucleotide messenger RNA. The record is from the annotation of a GenBank genome assembly. NCBI's taxonomy places the organism in Eukaryota, Viridiplantae, Streptophyta, Magnoliopsida, Fabales, Fabaceae.